This is a messenger RNA of Verruconis gallopava, 1949 nucleotides long. RefSeq lists its product as uncharacterized. The transcript has 5 exons. Gene Ontology annotation, molecular function: NAD+ kinase activity. Gene Ontology annotation, biological process: NAD+ metabolic process; NADP+ biosynthetic process. The record is from RefSeq and is a predicted model, not a curated record. Bases 182 to 1666 code for a protein of 494 amino acids. NCBI's taxonomy places the organism in Eukaryota, Fungi, Ascomycota, Dothideomycetes, Venturiales, Sympoventuriaceae.
GCAGAAUAGACAGCAUGGUCAAAUACUUUAGCCGUAGACUCGCUCUCGAUGCAAAUCGGUCAUCGAGAUUCUAAACGUAGCAUGCCUUGAGCCACAUCGAUGAAUCUCUAGUCCUACUUGCCGAAGCGUUCACUGUCCCUUUCUCCAUAGUUCACGGCUCUUGAAGAAGACCGGAGAGAAAAUGAGUACGGAAUCAGAUCCCGAGGUUGAAGCUGCUGUCGCUGCUGCAUCGAUCGCAGAAGGAAGAACUCCUGCAGAGGAAGCUGUUGAAGUACUCUUCACGAAUGACGGAGUAAGACGUCGAAGAUCGUCUAUGGUUCCGGAUGAGUAUCCAGAUCACAGGCGCAAGCAGCACAGCCAUACUCACCACCAUCGCCCGGAACAUGGAAGAAGACUCACUAGUUGUUACGUGCACAGCAUGCUUGAGGAGCAUCGUGGGAGCGGUACCUAUACGCCACGCGAGGGGGCAGAGAAAACAAGUGAUAAAGACCCUCUCGGCAAGACUACGAAUGGUGCCGAAGUUCAGCACACAGAAUCAAGGUUACUUACGAAGAAGCAGCUAAGUGAUAUGGCUUUUGGCAUUCGUGAGCUAUCGAAGAAGCUGUCGCACGUCAAGCUGAAGCUAAAUGUACGCAACAUUUUUAUACUUACAAAGGCACACGACGAAACACUAGUUGUGCAUACGAGAGAAUUAGCCGAAUGGUUACUAAAAAGGGAUGCUCAUUACACGGUAUGGGUUGAAGACAAACUCGAACACGACCCUAAAUUCAAUGCGAAGGAGCUCUUGACAGAAGGAGGCGAAAAAUUUGAAGACAGACUUAAGUAUUGGAACAAUGAACUGUGCAGAAAGCGCCCCAAUACUUUUGAUAUCGUGCUUGGUCUUGGUGGCGAUGGCACUGUGCUUUACGCAAGCUGGCUAUUUCAGCGUAUUGUACCACCAGUUCUGGCAUUUAGUAUGGGUUCCCUUGGUUUUCUGACCAAAUUCGACUUCGAUCACUAUCCAGACACUAUCACCCGAGCAGCUUGCGACGGGGUGACUGUAGCUCUACGUUUACGUUUCGAGGGUACUAUCAUGCGCCGAAAUGUUCGUGAGGGCGAUGAAAAUAGAUCACGAGAUCUUGUUGAAGAGCUUAUUGGCGAGGAAGCAGAAGAUCACCACACUCAUCGACCAGACGGCACUCAUAAUGUUAUGAAUGAGGUUGUCAUUGAUCGAGGACCAAAUCCUACUAUGAGCACUUUAGAAGUCUUUGGUGAUAACCAGCAUUUCACUACGAUUCAAGCAGACGGCAUAGUAGUGGCUACCCCAACAGGAAGUACUGCCUACAAUCUCGCUGCAGGAGGUAGUCUGUGCCAUCCGGAGAACCCAGUUAUAUUACUCACGGCUAUUUGUGCCCAUACAUUAAGUUUCAGACCCAUUAUCUUGCCAGACACAAUGGUUCUACGUGUUGGUGUGCCUUUCGAUGCGAGGACAAGCAGUUGGGCUAGCUUCGAUGGUCGAGAACGAGUUGAACUGCAUCCAGGAGAUUACGUUACGAUUUCUGCAAGCCGAUAUCCUUUCCCAAGCGUGCUCCCAUUGGAGAGGAAAAAAGAAGAUUGGAUUGAUAGCAUUUCACGGACAUUGCAAUGGAAUAGCCGCCAAAGACAAAAGAAGUUUGAUGAGAGGUAGAAACUCUAACACGUGCCAUAACCUAUCAGAAUUUAUCAACUGCACCAUGUUUUUUCGUGUCCUAUUUUGAUUAAUUUCUAUCUCAUUCAAUUUGCAUUCAUUCGAACUAUUGCUUACGCAAUACAGACAAUAUCAAGAUGAAUCAUUGGCUCUGCGAAAUCGAUCGCAUCAGGAUCGCUAGAGAAUAUAUUCUGGCCACAAGACUUAAAUUCGUGGCCAGAUGUAUCCGCGGCGCUGUUCCGUUUGUCAUAAAGGCAUUCGAAUCCAUUAUAGAAUAUCAAAG